Messenger RNA from Coccomyxa subellipsoidea C-169, 1417 nucleotides. Its product is annotated as P-loop containing nucleoside triphosphate hydrolase protein. The coding region runs from base 64 to 999 and encodes 311 amino acids. Lineage: Eukaryota; Viridiplantae; Chlorophyta; Trebouxiophyceae; Coccomyxaceae. Gene Ontology annotation, molecular function: GTP binding. The transcript is spliced from 7 exons. The record is from RefSeq and is a predicted model, not a curated record.
GUGCAGAGAAUCACAUAUUGCUAGAUUGAAAAAUUCGUUUCCAAGAAUACGGAUACCACGAGCAUGAACAAUAUUUUACGAGCUUCGCAUAGCAGGAUCUUCUGUACCCAGCAGUGUUUCCCAUCGUGCUCACGGCAACAUCGCAGUCUGUACGGGAGAAUAUCGCAAAUCAGAACAUAUCAUUUCCCGCCGCCAAUCUCGCAGCAGCGUAGCUGCAGCGAACUCGCUGCAAGCACACUUCAUGUCAGGGAAGCAGUGCAGGCUCAGCCCUCCAGUACUAGCUCUAUGGAGAGCGAGGAUGCUUGGUUCAACGAUGAACCUCAACAACGAUCAUCUGGAGAAACAUCAACCAGCGGCCGUGUGGAAAGCGAUCUCGAAUUCUUAGAACUCCCGAAGGCCCAGAAUGUUCGUGUGAAGAAGGCAGAGUUUGUGAAGAGCAGCACCAACAUGGCGCAGUGCCCAAAGUCCAAGCUGCCAGAAUUUGCUGUCAUUGGACGCUCAAAUGUGGGCAAAUCAUCCCUCAUCAACAUGCUCACAGGCCAGGCAGCCCUUGCCAAGGUUUCCAAAACACCAGGGAAGACGAUCUACAUCAAUCACUUCCUCAUCAAUGACAAUUGGUACCUUGUCGACCUUCCUGGCUACGGGUAUGCGCAGCGAUCAAAGGCAUCCAGGCUGGAGUGGAGCAGCUUCACAAAGGAGUACUUUCUGAAGAGGGAGACUUUGGCAAAUGUGCUGCUGCUGGUGGAUGCAAGUGUGCCUGUACAGCAAGCAGAUCUUGAGUGUGCAAGCUGGCUAGCAGAUGCCCAGGUUCCCUUCUCACUAGUGUUCACAAAGACAGACAAGCGAAAGAAGAAGUGCCCCUCCCCACGUGAGAACAUGCAGACUUUCCAGGCGGCGCUGUUGAAGGAGUUCGAGAAUUUGCCUCUCAUAUUUGAGACAGAUUCUGAGACGCUGAAGGGGCACAAAGAGUUGCUCAGCCACGUAGCCGGACUCUUAUGAUGAGCAGAGAAGGCCGCUAUGGUCCAGGAAUGCUGCCAGGAGUUUCCAUGGCAGAAGAAGUGAUGGUAGUUCGCUGUUGCUACUCAGGAAGAGCUGUUGAAGGAGUGGGAUGCAGUGCCAAAUGUGCUGACAACUAGCUCCAGGAAGGGGGAAGGCAGGCGAGAGCUGUUGGCUUACAUUGCCCAGCUUCGAGACCUCUUCACUGGAGCAGCCAAGCCUGUGAAAGCUGCCCCACAAGGGGUCUCAGAAACCUUACAAGAGGCUUGUGUUGAAAAAUAGCGAGUUUGAGCGAUCAGACUUGAUUUUUUAUUAUAUCACAAUUGUUCACAUCUUGGCAUCUGGCGUUGUGCUGACCCCAAAUUGCUAUUUACAUGCUGUCCAAAGUUUUUCUGAGAUCUCACGUUGUAAUGAAAUUCAC